AUGCUUAUCCUCCUGCUUUUUCUUCCACUCGUCAAUUGCGUUAAGGAUCAACAUUCAGCACAGGUUGAUAGUGAUUUUGCGCAACUGAUCUUCCCAAGCGAAAUGCCAAGAGAAGUGUACUCGGGAAGUGUAAAAGUGGAGCAAGGAUCACGCGAUAAACCCUGCCAAAUAAAUAGCUCAUGUUGGCAAUUACUGAAUGAACCGGAACUGCCAACAAAUAUUGGAAAGAAAUACGUGUUUGAGGCCUUAACCAAGGAGACUAUGUAUGUUUUGUACGACGAACCCGUACAGAAUACAACAGUCGGUGGAGGUAUAGAUAUAUCAGAUGUUGCGGUAGACAUCAACAGAUACUGGCUGACGGUCCCCUAUGAGUCCGCCAAAUAUAGAGGGAAGAACCCCAUUCUACUUACGGGACACAUGGUCAAUGACAUCUUACGGGCCGCACGCUUUCAUGAAGAACUUAACGCUAAUAAGUUUCCAGGACACAUCUACUUCCCCUCCACCUCCUCUAUCUACCUUGAAUCCACCUUCCCCCUCUACCUCCAAUCCAUCUUCCCCAUCUAG
Molecule: messenger RNA, 564 nt
Organism: Dibothriocephalus latus
Lineage: Eukaryota; Metazoa; Platyhelminthes; Cestoda; Diphyllobothriidea; Diphyllobothriidae
Source: the annotation of a GenBank genome assembly